This is a messenger RNA of Ooceraea biroi (clonal raider ant), 2746 nucleotides long. Its product is annotated as pre-mRNA-splicing factor CWC22 homolog. Gene Ontology annotation, molecular function: RNA binding; protein binding. Gene Ontology annotation, cellular component: catalytic step 2 spliceosome. NCBI's taxonomy places the organism in Eukaryota, Metazoa, Arthropoda, Insecta, Hymenoptera, Formicidae. The record is from RefSeq and is a predicted model, not a curated record. Gene Ontology annotation, biological process: mRNA splicing, via spliceosome.
GCAAAUUUUUAGCACGGAAGUUUGACUACCUUGGUUAUAUUUUCUCAGCCAUUAUGAAAACUCGACUAACCUGAGAUUUAACGCAGUAGCAAUUUCUUUAUAAUUACGACUGUGGACAUUUUGCUGUAAGUACGCGAAGACUGUGAAAUCUGAAGAUCUUUUUGAGGUUAUACGUACCAGGACAAAAUGAAGAGAUCUCGAAAGGAUGAUGAAGAGAACGAGGAACGACAUCGCAAGCGCAGAGAUCGCAAACGCGACGACGAUCUCAGAGAAUCCAGGCACAAUGGUGAUGAUCACAAAAGUUCCAGGUACAGCGAUGAUCACAGAAGUUCGAGGCGCGACGAGCACCGGAGUUCCAGACGCGACGAGGAUCACCGGAGUUCCAGGCGCGACGAGGAUCACCGGAGUUCCAAGCGCAAUGACGAGCAUCAGGGCUCUCGACGUGACGGUGAAUAUCGGAGCUCCAGACACAACGGUACCAGGAAGCACAGGGACGACGAUUACAGGGAGUCCAGAGACAGCGAGGAUGAGAAGCACGAGGCGCGCAAAUCACCGGAGGAACAGAUAGGCACCAGGUAUUACGGCGAGCCGGAUACACCGCAGGUCAAGCAGAAGCGAGCGGUGGACCUGCUGACUUCGAGGACCGGCGGAGCCUACAUCCCACCUGCAAAAUUACGUAUGCUCCAGGCAGAGAUCACCGACAAGUCAGGUGCGGCGUAUCAGCGCAUCGCAUGGGAAGCAUUGAAGAAAUCAAUCCACGGUUACAUCAAUAAGGUUAACACCAGCAAUAUAGGGAUCAUAACGAGAGAGCUGCUGCGUGAGAACAUUGUCCGCGGCCGAGGCCUACUGGCACGAUCCAUCAUCCAAGCACAGGCAGCCUCACCGACGUUCACACCGGUUUACGCAGCAUUGACAGCUAUAAUUAACUCCAAGUUCCCACACAUAGGUGAGCUGGUGCUGAAACGUCUGAUUUUACUGUUCAAACGAGGCUUCAAGAGGAACGACAAGCCGCUCUGCAUUUCUGCAGGGACAUUUAUAGCACAUCUGGUCAAUCAACGGGUGGCCUACGAGAUCAUAACUCUGGAGAUCUUGACUCUGUUACUAGAAACACCGACGGACGAUUCCGUCGAGGUAGCCAUAGCGUUCCUCAAGGAAUGUGGCAUGAAAUUGACGGAGGUCUCACGGAAGGGUAUCGAGGCCAUCUUCGAGAUGCUGAGGAAUAUCCUGCACGAAGGGCAACUGGACAAGCGAGUACAGUACAUGAUUGAAGUCAUGUUCCAGAUCAGGAAGGACGGAUUCAAGGACCAUGAGGCUGUUCCGGAAGAGUUGGAUCUCGUGGAAGAAGAGAAUCAGUUUACUCACAUGAUAAGAUUGGAUGAGGAGAAAUUGGAGGCGGAGGACAUACUGAACGUGUUUAAGUUCGAGGCGGAUUACCUUGCUAACGAGGAGAAGUACAAAGAGUUGAGCAAGGAAAUUCUUGGCUCGGACGACAGUGAUUCGGAGGGUGAUGACGAGGACGGCGAGGAGGAAAGUUCAGAGGAAGACAGCGGCAUGGAACAGGCUGAAGGAAAGGAAGCCGUGAUAACCGAUAACACGGAAACAAAUCUAACUGCUCUACGACGAACCAUAUACCUGACGAUACAUUCGUCUCUUGACUUCGAAGAGUGCGCGCACAAGCUGAUGAAGAUGCAACUGAAACCCGGUCAGGAAAUCGAGCUCUGUCACAUGUUUCUGGACUGUUGCGCGGAGAUGCGCACGUACGAGAAGUUCUUCGGUCUCCUGGCUGGCCGAUUCUGCGCCAUCAAUAAGAUAUACGUGACGCCUUUCGAGCAGAUCUUCAAAGACUCUUAUCACACGAUACACCGUCUCGAUACCAACAAGCUGCGUAACGUGUCGAAAUUCUUCGCGCAUCUGUUGUUUACAGACUCCAUAUCGUGGAACGUACUAUCGUGUAUAAAAUUGAACGAGGAGGACACUACUAGUUCCAACAGGAUAUUCAUCAAGAUUCUGUUUCAGGAACUAUCCGAGUACAUGGGUUUGGCAAAAUUGAAUGAACGACUGAAGGAUGUGACGUUGCAGGAAGCGUUUGAGGGUCUGUUCCCCAGAGACGAUCCAAAGAAUACACGUUUCGCGAUCAACUUUUUCACUUCAAUCGGUUUAGGAGGCUUGACGGAUGACCUGAGAGAACACCUGAAAUCACAUCCGAAACCAACGAUUGUACCAGCGUUAAGCAACAGCAAGGAAGAUGAGCUUUCAAGUUCCGAUGAAUCUGUUUCCUCAUCCAGUUCAUCUAGUUCUUCCACAACUGAAUCUUCAUCAUCGUCAUCGUCAUCGGAGGAUGAAGUUCCGACAAAGAAGAAGAGUAAACAGAAAGAGAAGAGAUCGAAAUUAAAGAAGAAGGAAGAAAAGCAUAAGAAAACACAGAAAAAACGGAAAAGAAGUAAAACGGCAAAAAAGGGCAAAUAAGAUAGAUAUAAGUUAAAUAAUAUAGGUAUAUCAAUUUUUUUAUUAUUUCAGUGAUAAGUAAUCUAUCAUACUUCCUGGAAAUAUUUUAUUACAUGUUCAGCAACAAGAAAGAAAUAAUAAAUAAAUAUAAUAUUUAUUAUUUAUUAUCUUUUGUGUACAUCAUUUAUUGCUUUAUAAAACUUAUUAAGAUUUCUUAAUACUUUAUGUUUAUUUACUUAGACAAAUUGUAUUUCUAUCAAUAAUGCUAACAUAGAAAGAAAAUAUAUUUUGUAAUAUAGAA